Messenger RNA from Myxocyprinus asiaticus (Chinese sucker), 517 nucleotides. RefSeq names its product ubiquitin A-52 residue ribosomal protein fusion product 1 (gene uba52). The transcript is spliced from 5 exons. Gene Ontology annotation, cellular component: nucleus; cytoplasm; ribosome. Gene Ontology annotation, biological process: translation; protein ubiquitination; modification-dependent protein catabolic process. The record is from RefSeq and is a predicted model, not a curated record. Bases 66 to 452 code for a protein of 128 amino acids. Gene Ontology annotation, molecular function: ubiquitin protein ligase binding; protein tag activity; structural constituent of ribosome. Lineage: Eukaryota; Metazoa; Chordata; Actinopteri; Cypriniformes; Catostomidae.
AUGCACACACGGAACACGUGUCGGUCUUUUUCCGCCCGGAUCAGCAGCGACUGAAAGGUGGCAAAAUGCAGAUCUUUGUGAAAACUUUGACCGGUAAGACCAUCACCCUUGAGGUCGAGCCCAGUGACACCAUCGAGAAUGUGAAGGCCAAGAUCCAGGACAAAGAGGGCAUUCCUCCUGACCAACAGCGUCUGAUUUUUGCUGGCAAACAGUUGGAAGAUGGCCGCACACUCUCAGACUACAACAUUCAGAAAGAGUCCACUCUUCACCUGGUGCUGCGUCUCAGAGGAGGCAUCAUUGAGCCGUCCCUUAGACAGCUGGCACAGAAAUACAACUGCGAGAAGAUGAUCUGUCGCAAGUGUUACGCUCGUCUGCACCCACGUGCUGUCAACUGCCGCAAGAAGAAGUGCGGUCACACCAACAACCUGCGCCCCAAGAAGAAGCUGAAGUAGACUGCAGCACUAAUAUGUGUCAGGAACAGCUGGAGAUUCUUUAAAAUAAAAUGUGGAUGAAAACA